Molecule: messenger RNA, 2722 nt
Organism: Wyeomyia smithii (pitcher-plant mosquito)
Lineage: Eukaryota; Metazoa; Arthropoda; Insecta; Diptera; Culicidae
Gene: Mcm6
Product: DNA replication licensing factor Mcm6
Exons: 4
Coding region: 185-2635 (816 amino acids)
Biological process (GO): double-strand break repair via break-induced replication; DNA replication initiation; mitotic DNA replication
Cellular component (GO): MCM complex; nucleus
Molecular function (GO): single-stranded DNA binding; single-stranded 3'-5' DNA helicase activity; ATP binding
Source: RefSeq, a predicted model, not a curated record
UUAACAGCUUUGGCGCGCUUUCAUGCUUUGUGUUCAGCAGGUAAUUCCACAGUUUUCUGUUGUUCUUGCUGCUGUUGUGUGAUUUUGGUGUGGUACAAGUUUUUAAGUAACAACUGUAUAAAAAUUAUUUUAAGUGUUGAAACAUAAAUCUCGAUUCACGAAUCACCACUGAGAAACAAAGAUAAUGGAUGUUGAAGACGCAUAUAUAGGACAACUUCGUGUUCGUGAUGAAGUUGGAAUUCGCACUCAGAAAUUGUUUCAAGAUUUUUUAGAAGAGUUUAAAGAAGAUGGCGAAUUGAAGUAUAUGCGAACAGUGCAAGAUUUAAUAAAUCCAGACCGCUCAACGUUGGAAGUGAGCUUCGAGGAUGUUGAAAAAUACAAUGAGUGUCUCGCUACGGUUAUUAUUGAAGAAUACUACCGAAUAUUUCCGUUUCUAUGUCAAGCUGUUUCUAAUUUCGUGAAAGAUAGAACCGACUUGAAAAAGGACAAGGAAUGCUAUGUUUCAUUCACGGAUGUUCCGACCCGGCACAAAGUACGCGAACUUACGACGUCAAAGAUCGGAACUUUAAUACGCAUUUCUGGGCAGGUGGUUCGUACACAUCCAGUUCAUCCAGAAUUAGUGACUGGAACAUUUGUCUGUUUGGAUUGUCAGACAGAAAUAAGAGAUGUUGAACAGCAAUUCAAGUUUACCAAUCCAACCAUUUGUCGCAAUCCUGUUUGUGCAAACCGUCGCCGAUUUAUGUUGGAUGUUGAUAAGUCGAAAUUCAUUGAUUUCCAAAAAGUGCGUAUCCAGGAAACACAAGCAGAACUUCCUCGAGGUUGCAUUCCACGUUCGGUUGAAGUUAUUUUACGGGCAGAAAUAGUCGAAACCGUGCAAGCUGGUGACCGAUAUGAUUUCACUGGAACGUUAAUAGUUGUCCCAGACGUAGGUGCCCUUCAAAUGCCUGGUGUAAAAGCUGAGCUUGGCUCGCAUCAUAAGCAUGGUGAUAAUGCGGCUGAAGGAAUCCGCGGAUUGAAAGCGCUUGGUGUUCGUGACUUAAGCUACAAAAUGGCAUUUUUGGCCUGCUCCGUGCAGGCGACCUCUUCUCGUUUCGGUGGAACUGAUAUGCCAAUGAGUGAGGUAACGGCAGAAGACAUGAAGAAACAUAUGACAGAUGCUGAAUGGAAUAAGGUUUAUGAGAUGUCGCGUGAUCCUAAACUUUACCAAAAUCUUAUCAACAGCUUGUUCCCUUCAGUAUAUGGAAACGAUGAAGUAAAACGAGGAAUACUACUGAUGCUUUUUGGAGGCGUUGCUAAGACCACUCAUGAAAAAACCACGCUGCGAGGCGACAUCAAUUGCUGCAUUGUUGGUGACCCCAGCACGGCUAAAUCACAAUUUCUGAAGCAAGUCGCUGAUUUUUCGCCAAGAGCUGUGUAUACAUCUGGCAAAGCGUCAUCCGCAGCUGGUCUGACGGCAGCUGUAGUUAAGGACGAAGAAAGUUUCGACUUCGUAAUUGAAGCUGGAGCGCUUAUGUUAGCUGAUAACGGCAUCUGCUGUAUCGACGAGUUUGACAAAAUGGAUCCACAUGACCAGGUUGCCAUUCACGAGGCAAUGGAACAGCAAACUAUUUCAAUUGCUAAAGCUGGCGUACGAGCGACGCUGAAUGCAAGAACCUCAAUUUUGGCUGCUGCAAAUCCCAUCGGUGGCAGAUAUGAUCGAUCAAAAUCAUUACAGCAAAACGUUUACCUAACUGCUCCUAUCAUGUCUCGAUUUGAUUUAUUUUUUAUUCUUGUCGACGAAUGCAACGAGGUUGUGGAUUACGCUAUUGCGCGGAAAAUUGUUGAUCUGCAUUCGAAUAUUGAAGAUCGUGUUGAUCAAGUUUACUCUAGGGAAGAUGUCUUACGCUAUGUUAUGUUCGCUCGUCAGUUCAAACCUCUUAUUACACAAGAAGCAUUAGAAUUGCUCGUGGAAAACUAUGGCCAUUUGCGACAACGGGAUACGGGUACAUCCGGUAAGAGUACCUGGCGAAUCACCGUACGCCAACUGGAAAGCAUGAUACGACUUAGUGAAGCGAUGGCCAAAAUGGAAUGUAGUGAGGAGGUUGGGGAUAAGCAUGUCAAAGAAGCUUAUCGUUUGCUGAAUAAAUCAAUAAUUCGUGUAGAACAACCCGACAUUCAUUUAGACGACGAAGAGGAUGCUGAACUUGCACUCGCUAUGGAUGCAGAGGAAGCAGUGUCGCAACAAGACUCAGAGCAGAUAACGAAUGGUCACGGAGAAAAUGGUCAUGGCACUAAUGGACAUGAAGUGCCAAAGAAAAAACUCACUCUAUCCUUCGAAGAAUAUCGGAAUUUGUCAAACAUGCUUGUCAUCCACAUGCGCAGUGAAGAGUCUCGCUUUGAGAGUGAGGAAUCUCAAGCUGAUGGUAUUAAAAAAUCGGAACUGAUAAACUGGUACCUUGAGCAGGUUGGCGACCAGAUAGAAAGUGAAGAAGAGUUGUUCGAAAGAAAAACUCUAAUCGAGAAAGUCGUCGAUCGACUUAUGUACCAUGACCAAGUUAUUAUUCCAUUAAAGACUGGUACUCUAGGCGACAAAGAUACCCAAGAGGAGGAAGAUCCGCUACUUGUUGUGCAUCCAAACUACAUAGUUGAAACAUGAAAUGGUUUUUCUUGCCAUGGGUAGUAGUAGUCUACAGUUUUAAAGUAUACCUGAUUUUUUUUGAGAAAUAAAUUUGUGAAAAAGUUA